AUGUUGACACCACAAGCGAUCCAGAACUGCGUGAGGAAGUUUCAGGAGCAAGAGCUGGAAUCGAAUGUGGAUCAUUCGGUUCUGCAACAACAGAAGAGCCAGUUGGAGGGCAAGUUGCUGCGCGAACGGUAUCUGACGAAGCGGCUGCAGCUGCUGUACUCGCAGAUCGACAAGACUAGGAACUACCAGGAGUUUGUCGACCUGCUGAUGAACAGCAGGUCGCUGCUGCGAGAGAUCUUCACGGUGGAGGGGCUUGGCAGGCGGGCCAGGCAUGCGGAUCCCGAGGUGGACUGGUCCAAGUUCGGGGUCGACAUCGCGGAUUAUGUGGCCCGCAACGACGAGCUGCUGGCGUUGUACAACGACGGUCUGCUGUGA
This is a messenger RNA of Torulaspora globosa, 375 nucleotides long. It is a transcript of the gene AHC2, whose product is annotated as Ahc2p. The transcript has a single exon. The record is from RefSeq and is a predicted model, not a curated record. The coding region runs from base 1 to 375 and encodes 124 amino acids. Lineage: Eukaryota; Fungi; Ascomycota; Saccharomycetes; Saccharomycetales; Saccharomycetaceae.